AUGGCAGGGCUGGUCGGGGAUGGGGAAGCGGCAGCUGGGGACGGGCCAGGGGACACCCUGACCCAGGCUCGGGGUCCACCUCAGGGCUACCGUGUCUACACACGCCGCUGGCUCUUCCUGCUGGCCGUCAGCUUGCUCAGCUGCUCCAACGCCAUGCUGUGGCUCAGCUUCGCGCCUGUGGCCGACACCAUCGCUACGCACUUCCUCCUGUCUAUGGAGCAGAUCAACUGGCUCUCACUGGUCUACCUCGUGGUGUCCAUCCCAUUCGGUUUGGUGGCCAUCUGGGUACUGGACUUCGUUGGGCUCCGCGGGGCGACCAUCCUGGGCGCAUGGCUGAACUUUGCCGGGAGUGUACUACGCACCCUGCCCUGUGUGACCGGCAGGACCCCUGAUCCAUUUGUCUUCUUCAUGGGUGGCCAGAGUCUCUGUGCCCUGGCCCAGACUCUGGUCAUCUUCUCUCCGACCAAGCUAGCUGCUUUGUGGUUCCCAGAGCACCAGAGAGCCAUGGCCAACAUGAUCGCCACCAUGUCAAACCCCCUGGGCAUCCUUGUAGCCAAUGUGCUGUCUCCUGCACUGGUCAAGAAGAGCGAGGACAUUCCCAUAAUGCUUGGCAUCUACCCCCUCCCCGCUGCCCUUGCCUGCCUGCUGGCCACUGCCUGCCUCUGGGAGAGUGUGCCCCCGACUCCACCAUCCGCCGGGGCUGCCAGCUCCACCUCGGAGAAGUUCCUGGAUGGGCUCAAGCUGCUCGUGCGGAACAAGGCUUACGUCAUCCUGGCUGUGUGCUUCGGGGGCGGCAUCGGGAUCUUCUCCAGCUUCUCAGCCCUCUUGGAACAGAUCCUCUGUGGGAGCGGCUACUCCAACGAGUUUUCAGGCCUCUGUGGGGCUCUUUUCAUUGUGUUUGGGAUCCUGGGGGCACUGGUGCUUGGCCUCUAUGUGGACCGGACCAAGCGCUUCACCGAGGCCACCAAGAUCAGUCUCUGCCUGACCUCCUUGGCCUGCGUGGCCUUUGCUCUGGUAUCCCGACUACGGGGACAGACCCUGGCCCUGGCCACCAUCUGCUCACUGCUGGGGCUCUUUGGCUUCUCAGUGGCACCAGUGGCCAUGGAGCUGGCUGUUGAAUGCUCCUUCCCUGUGGGAGAAGGGGCUGCCGCAGGCCUGGUCUUUGUGCUGGGGCAGGCCGAGGGCGUGCUCAUCAUGGUGGCGUUGACGGCACUGUCUGUGCGUCACUCGGAGCCAUCCUUCUCCACCUGCCAGCAUGGGGAGGACCCGCUCGACUGGACAGUGUCCCUGCUGCUGAUGGCUGGCCUGUGCACCCUCUUCAGCUGCGUCCUGGUACUCUUCUUCCACCCCCCAUACCUGCGCCUGCAGGCUGAGUCUGGCCUGUCUCCCUCCACCCUGGAUGUGUGCCCAGGUGCCGAAGACCGGGUAUCUCACCCUGAAACCAGCUCUGAGGCCCCUGGCACAGCACUCCCGGGUGAGAAGCUGCAGGAAGCCCAGCGGCAGCUGAUUCCUGGAGCCAGUUCUCUGGGCCCUGCCUCCUCCUCUGGGAGUCCCCAGACUUGCAGAGACUGUGACCGGGGACGUGGUGAAGGGGAGGGUGAAGAGGCAGGCUUGGGUCCCCCAGGUGGUGCCAACCAAGGCUGA
Carlito syrichta (Philippine tarsier) is the source of this 1644-nucleotide messenger RNA. RefSeq names its product major facilitator superfamily domain containing 7 (gene SLC49A3). The record is from RefSeq and is a predicted model, not a curated record. NCBI's taxonomy places the organism in Eukaryota, Metazoa, Chordata, Mammalia, Primates, Tarsiidae. Bases 1 to 1644 code for a protein of 547 amino acids. The transcript is spliced from 10 exons. Gene Ontology annotation, molecular function: transmembrane transporter activity. Gene Ontology annotation, biological process: transmembrane transport. Gene Ontology annotation, cellular component: membrane.